Molecule: messenger RNA, 683 nt
Organism: Tremella mesenterica DSM 1558
Lineage: Eukaryota; Fungi; Basidiomycota; Tremellomycetes; Tremellales; Tremellaceae
Exons: 7
Biological process (GO): coenzyme A catabolic process
Molecular function (GO): coenzyme A diphosphatase activity; acetyl-CoA hydrolase activity
Source: RefSeq, a predicted model, not a curated record
GUCUUCUCCACAUGAACGAGAGACAAUGCAAUGUCAUCUUCAAACCUCAUCUCUAUACUCCCCCCACUCAAGGCGGAAUCUCUCCAAUGUAUUCACCGAUUACAACUUUAUCAUCGUCCAGAUCCGAUAGCCAUACCCAAGUCCAGAACAGCCUCUGUCGCCAUAGUAUUGUUCGUUGGACGAUUAGGCGAUCUCUACGUUUUGUUAUCGACACGUGCUGGUGAUCUACGAUCCUAUGCUUCCGAUACUGCCCUUCCCGGGGGUAAACACGAUCCCACUGAUGCCGACGAAGAAGAGACAGCUCGUCGGGAGGCAUAUGAGGAGAUUGGUCUACCAAUGGAUCGUGAGAAAGUUCGAUUCAUAUGUCUUCUUGAUCAAUUUCUCACUGGUAAUGCUCUCGUCGUAACACCGGUAGUCCUUCUCGUUACGGACAACACCAUCUCACCCAUUCUUAACCCAUCAGAGGUCACACACUUAUUCUCCAUGCCACUAUCCGCUUUCUUAGUUCAUCGUCCUUCUCUCAUACCCAAUUGGUCACUUGGAAUCUCAGACAGGAUCCAUCCUCUUCCUCCAGAACUCGUACCUCCUCCUCCUUUGGUAAGAUAUGCAGAAGGAGCAGGUCAAGUAGGAGGUAAAGAAGGAGCUUAUUAUGCAUUUAGAGAUGUCCAAUGGGGUGAAGGUAC